AUGAUCGCUGUGCCUCUGAGGCUCCUGGUAGAGGGGGCUGACCCUCCCCCUUCUGAGAGGUGGAGCCACACGCAGGAUGUUCCGGGGUUCCCGAGCCCCCACUCAUCCCGCCCUGCUCUCUGUCUUUCAGCCUUGAAAAGAUCUUUCGAGGUCGAGGAGGUCGACACGCCCAACUCCACGCCACCCCGGAGGGUCCAGACGCCCCUGCUCCGGGCCACCGUGGCCAGCUCCACCCAGAAGUUCCAGGACCUGGGGGCGAAGAACUCGGAGCCGCCCGCCCGCCAUGUGGACGCCCUCAGCCAGCGGUCCCCCAAGGCCGCUCUGCGAAGGGUCGAGCUGUCGGGGCCCAAGUCUGAGCCCAUGUCCCGGCGCACCGAGAUCUCCAUCGACAUCUCGUCCAAGCAGGUGGAGACCGCGGGCACCCCCGGGCCCUCGCGGUUCGGGCUGAAGCGGGCCGAGACGCUGGGCCACAAGACGCCGGAGCCCACGCCCCGGAGGACGGAGAUCACCAUCGUCAAACCCCAGGAGCCAGCCCACCGGAGAAUGGAGACCCCCGCCGCCAAGGUCUCCGAGGUGUCCACCGCCCCCACGGCCGACCCUGCCCCCAGGAGGGUGGAGAUCCAGGUGCCCAAGUCGGCCGAGGUGCCCGCCGCCCCCGUCCCGUCCCUGGAGAAUUCAGAGCCCACCCCGCUGUCUCAGCUGCAGAGCAGGCUGGAGCCCAAGCCCCUGCCUCCCUCGGCCGAGGCCCCACCCAGGAGCCAGGAAGGUGAGCAGCCAAGUGCCCCGUGUGGCCAGGGGUGGUGA
Myotis lucifugus (little brown bat) is the source of this 804-nucleotide messenger RNA. RefSeq names its product septin-9-like. The coding region runs from base 1 to 804 and encodes 267 amino acids. The transcript has a single exon. Lineage: Eukaryota; Metazoa; Chordata; Mammalia; Chiroptera; Vespertilionidae. The record is from RefSeq and is a predicted model, not a curated record.